AUGGCCCUCUGCAGACGAGGAGGAGCUCUGAUCAUCAAAUCAUUCCCAUCUUCUUCUUCUCCUAGAUCUCUCAUAACAUCGUCUUCUUCGUAUUAUUCUUCUCAUCUAUCUCGUCCUGUUGCUGCCUUAACUGAGUUCACGAAUCGGUUUCCAAUUCUUUCUGCUGCCAGUUUGUCAACACAUGCUGCUGCUACUACUACAAGAUCAUUAUCAUCUGUGAAUCAUCGACAAUCAGACCGAAAAUAUAGUCGCCAUAAAGACACUGAUUGGCUGCCUGGUUGUGAUUUGAAACAUUGGCUCGUCGUUAUGGAAAAACCAGAAGGAGAACCUUCUAGAGAUGAACUCAUCGAUACUUAUAUCAAAACACUCUCCAAGUAUGCUUUGCCUGGAGUGCGCUGGGUCCUCCCUGAUUCUUACAUGGAUGAAGAAAAUAAAGAUUAUGGAGGGGAGCCUUUCAUCAAUGGAAAAGCUGUUCCUUAUGAUCCCAAAUACCAUGAGGAAUGGAUUCGUAACAACAACAACAAACAACGCGCCAGAGAAAGGGACAGGCAACGUAACUCGUCACCUGGAGGAGAUGUGCAGCCUAAUACGGGAGGGCCACCUGAAGAUUUUAACAGCAAUGGGAAGUAUCAGUUGGGCCGUGCAACAAUUGUAGAUAAUUGA
This is a messenger RNA of Papaver somniferum (opium poppy), 663 nucleotides long. Its product is annotated as multiple organellar RNA editing factor 8, chloroplastic/mitochondrial-like. Gene Ontology annotation, biological process: mitochondrial mRNA modification; cytidine to uridine editing. Gene Ontology annotation, cellular component: mitochondrion. Bases 1 to 663 code for a protein of 220 amino acids. Lineage: Eukaryota; Viridiplantae; Streptophyta; Magnoliopsida; Ranunculales; Papaveraceae. The record is from RefSeq and is a predicted model, not a curated record. The transcript has 3 exons.